Messenger RNA from Emiliania huxleyi CCMP1516, 225 nucleotides. RefSeq lists its product as hypothetical. The transcript has 4 exons. The record is from RefSeq and is a predicted model, not a curated record. Bases 1 to 225 code for a protein of 74 amino acids. NCBI's taxonomy places the organism in Eukaryota, Haptophyta, Isochrysidales, Noelaerhabdaceae.
AUGAUCGUCCUCCGGCUGAUGUACCACUACAACAACCCGCCCGACGCGAUCACCUACACCGCGCUUGCGCCGCGGCGCGCCUGCGAGCUGCUGCAGCAGAUGCGGCGCGAGGACCACGGCCCGUCGCCAACCAUGCUGCCCGUGAUGGUGGACAGUAUGGUCGCCGCCCGCUCGUUUGUGGCGAAGUGCUCCCGCACGGGCUGCACGAGCGCGUUCACCGCCUAA